AACAAAACGGUGAUAAAAAGUGGAAACAAAAUAAGGUCUUGACUUGUGGAGUGUGAUUCUGGUUCGUUGUCUUAAUUCAACGCGUGUUAGUAGUUCCAAUUGUGCCAGUUUGGAUCAAAAGGAGACAUUUUGUUUCAAUAACACAUUGCAUUCCAGAAUGCCUAAUAUAAAAGUGUUUUCCGGCACAUCUCACCCGGAUUUGGCCCAAAGGAUUGUUGAUCGUUUGGGUAUCGAUUUGGGAAAGGUGGUCACAAAGAAAUUUAGUAAUCUCGAAACAUGUGUUGAGAUUGGGGAGUCUGUACGUGGUGAAGAUGUUUACAUUGUGCAGUCAGGUUCUGGGGAAAUUAAUGACAAUUUGAUGGAACUACUGAUCAUGAUAAACGCUUGUAAAAUAGCGUCGGCGUCAAGAGUGACGGCAGUUAUUCCAUGCUUCCCAUAUGCCCGCCAAGAUAAAAAAGACAAGUUGCAAGGUGGUGAAGAUGGCUAUGACAUGAAGUUCGCCAAAAAAAAUUACGACUGGAAAUUUAGGAGUCGUGCUCCCAUAUCUGCAAAACUAGUCGCAAAUAUGUUGUCUGUAGCUGGGGCUGAUCACAUUAUAACAAUGGAUUUACAUGCUUCUCAAAUACAAGGGUUUUUCGAUAUACCUGUUGACAAUUUGUAUGCAGAACCGGCUGUUUUAAAAUGGAUUAAAGAAAAUAUACCGGAGUGGAAGAAUUCUAUUAUUGUAUCACCCGAUGCUGGUGGAGCAAAACGUGUAACAUCUAUUGCGGAUCGGCUUAAUGUUGAAUUUGCUCUAAUCCAUAAAGAAAGAAAAAAAGCAAACGAAGUAGCUUCAAUGGUACUUGUUGGAGAUGUGAAAGACAAAAUUGCUAUUUUAGUAGACGAUAUGGCGGAUACUUGUGGUACUAUUGUUCAUGCUGCUGACCGGUUGGUUGAAGCUGGAGCACUCAAGGUAUAUGCCAUUUUAACUCAUGGCAUAUUUUCGGGUCCGGCGAUUUCCCGGAUUAACAACGCUUGCUUCGAAGCUGUCGUUGUUACGAAUACAAUACCGCAAGAUGGACAUAUGAGAGACUGUCCAAAAAUUCAGUGCAUUGAUGUUUCGAUGAUGUUUGCCGAAGCUGUUAGGAGGACACAUAAUGGAGAAAGUGUUUCAUAUCUGUUUUCAAAUGUUCCGUAUUAAUACUUCUAACCAAUAUACUCCUAAAAUAUCAUGAAAAUAUUAUGAAAAUGGCAGUCAUCAACAGCUUCUUUAGUUAAUGUUGUAGUUUACAUUUCUUCCGAA
Messenger RNA from Zeugodacus cucurbitae (melon fly), 1282 nucleotides. It is a transcript of the gene Prps, whose product is annotated as ribose-phosphate pyrophosphokinase 2. Gene Ontology annotation, biological process: ribonucleoside monophosphate biosynthetic process; 5-phosphoribose 1-diphosphate biosynthetic process; purine nucleotide biosynthetic process. Gene Ontology annotation, cellular component: ribose phosphate diphosphokinase complex; cytoplasm. Gene Ontology annotation, molecular function: ribose phosphate diphosphokinase activity; magnesium ion binding. The transcript has 8 exons. The record is from RefSeq and is a predicted model, not a curated record. NCBI's taxonomy places the organism in Eukaryota, Metazoa, Arthropoda, Insecta, Diptera, Tephritidae. Bases 158 to 1180 code for a protein of 340 amino acids.